Molecule: messenger RNA, 1007 nt
Organism: Coregonus sp. 'balchen'
Lineage: Eukaryota; Metazoa; Chordata; Actinopteri; Salmoniformes; Salmonidae
Source: the annotation of a GenBank genome assembly
GUUGUGCUGAAGCCAUCUGAGCCAGUAACAACGACACAACAUCACUGUUCAUGUGCUGCUGGCACUGCAUUAUGCAACCACACAGUUGCGUUACUAUUCCAGUCUGCACACUAUUCCCAGAUGGGAACACCAGUCCUCCCACCUGUGCACAGCUGCACAGAGGCCGAGCAGCAGUGGCAUAAGCCAAGGACUAUGGUAUGUUUUAAUAGCUAUACCACAUAUCAACAUCAUAUGGUUAUAAUCACAUCAUAAUGCUAAGAAAUGAUUUAAUGAAAACUUAAAUCGUCUCAUGAUUAGAUUUAGAAUAGUGCCCUUGUACUGUCUUUUUACAGGGUCUGAAUCCUGGGCCCAUAGGCAAAAUUACCAUCACCAAGCCCACCAAAAAGCGCUUGGCAGAAGGAGGGAUAAGGUGAGUAUUCCCUAAUAGCCAGUAUAGUAAGGAGUAGCUGGUCAUGUCCUAUUACACUUUGACUAUAUACAAUUUCAGGUGGUUUCAAGUACAUUGUUUAGAUUGGCUAACCACAGUGGCUGCUUUGCUUGGCAGAAGUACAGUCUACAGCGCCCUUUUUGGACCACUCCCUGACCUCUCAGUUCUCCAGAUAGAAGAGUCAUACAAUAACUUUGACCCUCUAUCCAAGCCAUUGAUCUGCAGCAUGGGGAUGUCUGCUGAAAAGCUUUUAGUCGACUCCCACUUUGGAAAGGUACAGGUGGGGAGCCUCCUGUCGUACCAGCAGCCUCCAAUCACAACGUGACACAUAGUUCACCAUAAGGAUACACCACCAUUCCCUUCAUUGCCCCCGGAUGGCUAGAGACUGGAGAGCAACUUUCAAGGCUGCACAUUUGUGCUCAGUGAAGAAGACCAGCUUCACAUAGAGUCUCUUCAGGUGAGCUUCGCAACAGCCCAUAAAAUAGAGGAAGCUACUAGAGAACAGAGUACUGUCUCUGACUGGCAGGUGCUCUGGAAACCAAGACUGACCUCGUCACGGUUCAGAGGGCUGACAUCCGCA